Messenger RNA from Herpailurus yagouaroundi (jaguarundi), 6490 nucleotides. RefSeq names its product CD1e molecule (gene CD1E). Gene Ontology annotation, biological process: antigen processing and presentation, endogenous lipid antigen via MHC class Ib; immune response; positive regulation of T cell mediated cytotoxicity. Lineage: Eukaryota; Metazoa; Chordata; Mammalia; Carnivora; Felidae. Gene Ontology annotation, cellular component: external side of plasma membrane. The transcript is spliced from 6 exons. The record is from RefSeq and is a predicted model, not a curated record. The coding region runs from base 1048 to 2409 and encodes 453 amino acids. Gene Ontology annotation, molecular function: exogenous lipid antigen binding; lipopeptide binding; endogenous lipid antigen binding.
UACCAGGAUGAAAGGGGGGUGUGUGGGGGGGCCUUUUCCAAUAAUUGGCGACUAUUCUCUGGACCUCUCUAUGAGAAAAGUAGAGCUUUUAGGUUGCGUUUGUUUGGUUUCCUCCAAAGGACUUCUAUCUCCAACAUCUUUGUGCCUGGCACAUUUCUUGGCCCCAGCUGGGCUCUGACACAAAGUCAGUUGGCGAAUAUAGGAAAACCAAACAGAGGAACAGAAUCCCAACUGCCUCCAGGCUGCCCCAGCAAGCAUCAAUGCAGGCAACAAAAACAGAGACCGCACACGGUAGUCAAUUCUCCCAGUAACACGCCAGGCCCCUAGCGUUCCUUCCCUGCUCUCGUCAGACUCCUCCCGGGGAUCACCAGUGCGCCCAGGCCGUGAGCUGAGAGCCCUUCACACCCAGAGUGAGGCUUGCCACAGACCUGUAGACUAAUCUGGAGUGUGGGAGGGCUCCAAGGCCCCUGUGUGUUCCCUCCAGACCCACUCACUCCCCAGUGCCAGGGCAAGCCCACCCUCAGACCCCCGUCAACAGCCACCGAUGGUCUGAUGGCGGAAGCCGAGCACGAGGGCCUUCUCUUAGGUUAUUGGGUCGCCUGCAUUGGCACUGAUGUCCCUCUUCAUGGUGGGGGUACAGCUGCACCCGAGGCGCCCUGUGUCUUCUGACGGUGGCUUGAGAGGAGCGGAAGGUGGAGACAGAAAGGGAGAGCGGGCAGGGCAGCAAGAGGGGCGAGAGCAGACUGGAGAGGGGAAACCGGGGUUAAUAGAAGAUGGGGGUCGGGGGUCAUGAAGAGGGAGAAGCUGCAGCCGCAGGACAAGGGGCUGAAGGCCACGGCCGCUCAGAUCACCUGCCAUGCCCUCUCUCCACGGGGGGGACACAGAGAGCCCAAGUGUGGACUGGGUUUCUGCAAGGCCAGAAAGGUCUACGUUCUCCAGCGGGACCACAGGCUGCAGCCUGGAGUCCCGUGACGGUGGCUGUGCCCAGGGGUGGGGAACUCGGGGAGAAAAAUCUGGAAGCCAGAGAGUGGCAGAGAGGGAGGGGAAAUGCGAGGCCCGUGGGCCCACAGUGGGGAGGCGGGAGGGUUUCUCUGGCAGGGAAGUGGGCAGAGGGUGAGGGUUGCCUGUGCGGGCGGCAGGGGAAGUCAGAUGAAGGCGGGAGGGCCUGGAGGGCAGCGCCACCCGGGUCCUGCUGAGGCAUCCUUCUCCUGCCGCGCCGCAAUGCUGCUCCCGCUGCUCCUGACUUUCCAGGCACUUCUUCUCCACCAUGCAGCAGGCACCGGGGCAUCCCAGGCGCCCCGUCCCCCUGGUCCGGCCGCAGAGGAGCCGCUGUCCUUCCACGUACUCCAGGCCUCCUCGUUUGCCAACCACAGCUGGGCACACUCGCAGGGCUCGGGCUGGCUGGGCGACGUGCAGACGCACGGCUGGGACACGGCCUUGGACACCAUCCGCUUCCUGUGGCCCUGGUCGCGGGGGAACUUCAGCACCCAGGAGCUGAACAACCUCCAGAGCCUGUUCCGGCUCUACUUCCACGGCUUCACCAUUGAGGUUCAGGCCUUUGCACACGAGUUCCAGUUUGAAUACCCCUUCGAGCUCCAGGUGUUAGCUGGCUGUACGUGGCGCGCUGGGAAGCCCUCGGGAAGCUUCUUCAACGGGGCCUACCAAGGCUCAGACUUCCUGAGUUUCCAAGGAAACUCCUGGCAGCCAUCUCCAGGAGCGGGGAGUCGGGCUCAGAAGGUCUGUGCCGUGCUCAACCGCUACCGAGAUAUUAAGGAGAUCGUGCUGAGCCUUCUCAGCCACACCUGCCCCCGGUUUCUGGCGGGAAUCCUUGAAGCAGGGAAGUCCGAGCUGGGACGACAAGUGAAGCCUGAGGUCUGGCUGUCCACUGGCCCCAGACCCGGUCCUGGCCGUCUGCUCCUUGUGUGCCAUGUGUCCGGCUUCCACCCGAAGCCCGUGUGGGUCAUGUGGAUGCGGGGUGACCAGGAGCAACGGGGCACCCGGCGAGGCGACGUCCUGCCCCACGCUGACGGCACGUGGUAUCUUCGGGUGACCCUGGACGUGGCGGCCGGGCAGGCGGCCGGCCUGUCUUGCCGAGUCAAGCACAGCAGCCUAGGAGGCCAGGACAUGAUCAUCCACUGGGGUGGAGAAUGGGCCCCGUUGACACUGAUGUGUCUCGCCGUGCUGGUCACCCUGCUCCUGCUGCUGGUCCUGUGUUCCCGGCUUAAAAAGCUCAGCUCAAAUGGGAAAGCCGUGGCGCCCGGUGCACCCAGUCCUGACUCCGCCGCAGCGGCCAGCGCCCGGGGACCCGGAACUUCUGGACGCCAGCUCCACGUGCCCCGGGAAUCCUGGAUCAAGAACAGACUUCUCAAGAAACUGAAAGCAAGCCUAAACCCCCUCUGGCAACGUUAGCUUUCCCUCCCACAGAAAACCCGUUUCUGCUGCUUCUUACGCAUGGUUCAUACCUAUCAACAAAGCAUAAUUUUGAUUAAAAAAGGCUUAUAGUGGCGGGCAUCUUGACCCCUUCACAAAUCUUUAUUUUAUUUUAUGUUUUGCUUUUUCCCGUCUGCCAGCAAUAUCUUUUUCUGCAUUGGCCAUGUCUUCAUUGCUUUGGAUUCUUCGAACUCUAAUUGAGAAGCUUCUUUCUCAUGGAAGUUUCCCUAGAUUGCCCAAUUGAAAGAUCUUCCAAGAUUGGAAACAUGGACCCAAAUACGUUCAUCUCUUCCUGCUCUGAACAGUGAUUACUGAGGCUUUUGCUUUUCUGUUUUUUGUUUUUUGUUUUUCUCAGUUGCUUGAAAGCAGGAUACAGGUGUUUGUACUGGUACCUGUGACCAAAAUUCAAGGCCCGCUCCGUGGGCGUUGCAGUCUUGAAAUCCUUAGUAAAACUUGGAGAGACUGUAUUUUCAUUUUGUACUGGCCCCACAAAUCAUGUAGCUGGUUUAGAGCAAGAUGUUUGUCAGUAAAUGUUGAUUGAAAUGAAUCCAUUGUCAAGUUGAAUGAUGCUUUCUUAAUCUAUUCCCCUUUGACAUCACUGCAUCGCCUGGCCAUGUUCUUAUUAAAACUCCUUCUGUCUCCCUGUGUCUCGCACCAAAGCUGAGGGAGGCAGGCGAGGGCUCCAGACUUCACAGUGAUUGGGGUGUCUGCGCGUCUUCAGAGAUUUUUCAAGAAAAUAAUAACACAGGAGAUGUCUCCCGUCAGAAUGAGGGCGGGGCUGGCCUGCGGUUCCCAUUUCUCAGAGACUGUGUUGUGACUACGUGUGUCUUCGUGUUGUAUGUACCCAGGGAAGAAAUUCCUACUUUGAGUGGUCGGUCAGUAAGAGGACAUGGGGACCAAGGAUGGGCAGAGCCAAGGUAGAGAAGGAAGAGAGUGAUCAGACACUACGUGUUUAGUUUUCUUUAUUAGUUUGGUUUAUAAUUAUUGUCAUUGUUAUUUACAGUUUUCCCCUCACUUUUUAAAAUAUGGAUUUUAAAAUUAUCUGCUUACUUUGAGACCCCUGUGGCCGAGCCUGUUGGGAUGCGGGAAGCUGUUCAGGCACUGAGUUCACGCAGAUGUCCGGCUGACACCUUCCCAUAGGUAAUUGAGCAGAUUGUGCAGAUUUCUUAGUGGACACGUGUCUCUCUUUAUAUGGGGCAUUUUCAAGUUAAGAGACAGGGUUCUGUGACCCUGUGCCCAGGCUGUACUCUUACCCAUGAACAAGGUCUCAGGGUCAGGCCAUCACCUUCUGCAUCGCAUGCUCAGACGGCUUAUACACCAAGUGUCUGGGGAGGAAGGCAGAAUUUUACAGGGCUGUUUGGAGCACUCUGUGAUGAACUUCAAGUUUCCCUCACGUGGCAGAAGGCCAUAGGCAGUGGCCUCUAGUGAAACGAAGAGGCUCAUGUAAGGACUUGUCAGUUUCUAGCUCCAGUGCACGGUGCAAAUAAAUAUACAGUAAAACCUUGGAUUGCUAGUGACUUGUUCCACAAGGUGAGCAAACAUUUCUGAUAAAGUUUAACUUGAUAAAAGAGUGAUGUCUUGCAAUAUGAAUAGUACAGGAUGCCAAAACGUCACAUGAUUACAACUGAGCCAUUGGUUCUUGAAAUUCACUUUGAUAUACAAGCGCUUUGGAUUACAAGCAUGUUUCUGGAACAUAUUAUGCUCUCAAACCAAGGUCUUACUGUAUUUCCGAUAUUUCCUAUCUGGGAGGACUACUCCCCACUACUCUAAUUUUGUGGUCACAAUAAUUCUUCAACUCCUAUGAUGCCUCGAGCUAACUUGCCUGGCCUCUCACCCGAUCUUCACCCAACCGUGUGUUGUGCCUCCGUGACACAUUUCUUCUUUCUGUCCUUCCCUUGAGCCAAGCUUUAUCUCAGCCCAAGGCCGUUAUAAUUACUCUUUCCUCCACCCGGGACAUUCUUCACUCACCGUGAUCUCCUACGGAUGAUUUUGGGACAGCCGUUGGCUCUGAGCUCAAGCAUCGCCUUCAUGGAGAGGACUUCUGCGGUCAGUGUGGUCAAGGUGGCCACUCUAUCUCCAUCACAUUCUAGUUGAACAUUCUUUAUUUGUUUUGAAUACUGGAGUUGGCUGCAAUUCUCUCAUUUGCUUUUAGGUACUUAGUGUCCUUUCCAUCUAAAAUGUGAGCACUGUGACAUCAUGUGUAUUAUCUGUCUUGAUCACAUGUGUGUCACAAUGCCUAGAUUGUAGCUAGACAUAUAGUGGGAGACUAAAAUUAUUUUUGUUGAGUGGACAAAUGGUAUAAACUUUGGCUUUCCAGGAAACAUCUUAGAGAUGCCAGUUCCCUAUUUUGGCCAUAGGUUUUCAGGAACUGACAUGUUUCCAUUGUGCUGGUGUCACUGAAGGAUGCAGAUUGAUCAUUGAUAUUGUGCAAAUUGAUAUCGUGGUAAGAUAUAUUACAUAUUGUGGCAAUACGGCCACUGGCAGCUCUUUCUUUCAGGUUAUUGUCUUUAUAAGUGUGGCUAGACCCUAAAAUGCCGAUAGAAAGGAAGGAAGGAAGGAAGGAGGAGACAUCAGUAAAUCUGGUCAGAGUCCUUUAUACUGUAGGCAAAGACCCCCGUUAACCACAAAGGUUUGCUCUGGGUUUCUCUGCUGCUGAAUUGUAGUGAGGCUGAGGGAAUCUCUUAGGGAAGGAUGAUUGUGGAGCACAGCAAUUUUCAGGAAACUCUGGGUUCCUGAACAUGAUACCCUAACAUGUCCUCGCUCUACUUCUCAGAAGAUACUGUAGUUGAGCAGUGAGUGUAUAUUUGGGUGAGGCACAAGAUAUACCCCCAAAGAAGAUGGAUCUGGGCCACCUAUACACAUGCAUCCUCUUCCCCCAAAUUGGCAUAAGUAGGUUCAAAGAGGGCCCUGAGGGUAUAUGACCACGUGGCCAGAAAUGCCAGGAUUUAGGGAAGUUUUAAGGAUUGGUUCAGGAGGUUGUCAGAAAAUCUCUGUGUCAUCCCGCGGUGUAGACCUUUGGGCUGGGUAGUUUAAUAGACUUUGAGCUACAGGGUGAGGAUCUAGUUAGUAUCCAAGACCAAAGUGUGCCACUAAAUCACCCCAGACGAGAGUUGUCACCUAGUACUGUUAACCAUGUCAUUCUGGCUGAAACCCUGGAACAUAAGCUUAUUUCUAUAAAGGGCCAGGGUGGUGUUUUCAACAGUUCAGGAUAACACUUUCCGUCCCGUGAGCUAUGAAACCAGGAAGGAAAUCUGCUUUGCUGUUGGUACAAACCAGAGCUUACUGUAUUCUGUUAUGCACACAAAUGAAGGUGCCACUCUGGGUUGUUACUGACUUCUCCAGAAGUGGCAGCGAUUGUUGGAGCUUCAGGAGGACGGGAGGGAUCGGUACAUGCUGGGCCAGGCCUGGCGGAGUUCAGGAGUCAUACGCCCUUGGCCAACCAUGACUGAGAGGAUGCCCAUCUGCCAUCUUUCACCUAAUGCAUGGAGAAAGCUCAGCAUGUGCACCACUUGAUUAGGUGGAGUGAGGUAAAGUGGGACAGAGAUCCGGGCUCCAAGAAUAUCUCCUGCGGGGGAAGAAAGAGAUUUGUGCACAACCUGCUUUGGAGCUUGCGUUUGGGGGAGAGGCCAUGUUGAAGGCUUCUUCGGGUUACCCACAGGAGGGACCUAUAGAUUUUGGGGACUUGGCCUUUGCCCCUAAGGAAUUAAAAUUAGUGUAUGAUCUUUUCUUUGUUGACUCCUCCCCCUCUCUCACUUUCUUCUGUAAAUGGGCCCGUCAUUUGUCGGUUCCUAAGAUCUAAACUUUCUUCUCUUUGCCUCAUCAUUGUUCCUGAACAGUGAGGCAGCAAAACCUUCUUUAUGACUUCUCUUACAUGCCAUUCCCCUUUCCAUGACCUUGGUCCAAGUGUGAACAAAAUGUAAUGUAAGUUAACAAUCCCGUUGUUGAUAAUGUGAUAAUGACCACACACUGACCAUAAGCUCAAUUCUUACAGCGAAUAGGAGAAGUAGCUAUUUUAUGGUAUGGUUAAAACUGAUUGAAAAAUAAUAAACAUUUAAAUGCA